AUGAUUGUUAAUUUUAUCAUAUUAAUUCAACCUGAUUUACGUGAUCUAUAUACUGAUGAAGAUAUUCAUCAAUCUCUUGAACUUUAUAUCAAUGAAAUGUAUCCAUCACUUCGUCCAUUUACAUUUGAUUUAGCUUAUUUAAUUAAUGAAUCACCAACAUUAAAACGUUUUAUUGAAAUGGGUGUUGAUGUUUAUCGUUGGAAUCAACCAAAUACAAAAGCAAAAUAUAUUUUAACACUUAAUUUUGAACGUGAUUGUAUUCCACAUCUUGUUUUUCUUAAUGAAUUAGGUAUUAAAAAUAAACAUCUUUCUCAAUAUCUUAGUUACAAUCCAUGGAUAUUUAAAGAACCUCUUGAUGAUUUACGUGUACGUAUAAAUUACCUUGAAAGCAAAGGUUUUAAUCAAGAUAAUAUUCGUGAUAUACUUAUUCGUGCACCAUUUUUAUUAAAUUUAAGUACAAAAAUGAUUGAUACAAAAUUAAAUUGGUUUAUAAAAAAAUUUCAUUUAAAUGAUAAUGAUAUAUAUGAAUUUGUUAUUCGUUCACCUAAACUUCUUACUUUACCAUUACAAGAUAUAAGUAAUACAUAUUUUAAUAUGCAUUCAUUAUUAGGUUUUGAACAUGUUCAAUUACAAAAAAUAUUUCGUCAAUAUCCAAAAUUAUUUAUAUAUGAUUAUAAAUUAAUUCAAUUAAAUUUUGAUUUUCUUUUUAAUGAAAUGAAUAUAACACGACAACGUUUAAUGGAUUAUCCACCUAUACUUAAACAAAGUUUUCAACAAUUACGUACACGUUGUUUAUAUUUAAAAUAUAUAAAACAUAAUCAAUUUGAUCCAACUAAACCAAAUUUUGUUUCAUUAAAAGAUCUUUGUUUAAAAACAAAUGAUCUUUUUUGUCAAUAUGUUACAAAAACAUCUAUGCAACAUUAUUUAAACUUUAUGAAAACAUUGUAA
Rotaria sp. Silwood2 is the source of this 948-nucleotide messenger RNA. The record is from the annotation of a GenBank genome assembly. Lineage: Eukaryota; Metazoa; Rotifera; Eurotatoria; Philodinida; Philodinidae.